Molecule: messenger RNA, 2190 nt
Organism: Myiozetetes cayanensis
Lineage: Eukaryota; Metazoa; Chordata; Aves; Passeriformes; Tyrannidae
Product: protein-arginine deiminase type-1-like
Exons: 16
Coding region: 82-2067 (661 amino acids)
Cellular component (GO): cytoplasm
Molecular function (GO): calcium ion binding; protein-arginine deiminase activity
Source: RefSeq, a predicted model, not a curated record
AUCCCCUCCCAGCCGCCAGGCUUUAUAAAUCCCCUCGUGCCAGCCCGCACAGCACCCGAGGGUGCCCCUGGGGCCGCCGCGAUGGCCCAGCAGCGCCGUGUCCAGCUGUCCGUCCAGCGCCCCACCAGCACCGUGUGCGUGCUGGGCACGGAGCUCUCCCUGGAUGUCGCGGGCUCCGCUCCCAAGGACGCUGUGGCCUUCCACGUGCAGGGCACGCCGGGGGUGAAGCUCUACGUGGUGCACGACUCCCAGAGCAUCAAACUGCCCUCCAGCGUGGCCCGCUGGCCCCUGGGCACCCACCCUGAGGUGCUGCUGGCCAUGGACACCCUCAGCAAGGACGUGGGGGACGAGAAGGUCAGGAUUUCUUAUUUCAGGGAGGCCGGAGGGGUCCCCGUGGGCAGGGCCAUGCUGUACCUCACCUGCGUGGAGGUCUCCCUGGAUGCCGACACCGGCCGCAGUGGGGCCGUGAGCAGGACGCUGCUGGACAAGGCAACGUGGACGUGGGGUCCUGAUGGACACGGGGCCAUCCUGCUGGUCAACUGCGACCGCGACGAUCCCCAAGCGGAGACGCCGGAUAACCGGGACACGGCCAUCCGCUCCUACAACGACCUGAAGGACAUGUCCCAGAUGGUGCUGCGGACACGAGGGCCCCGCACCAUCUUCACCGGCCACCGGCUCCUGCUCCACGUGGACUUCAGCGACUCCGAUAAAGUGGGAGUUUUCUACGGUGGCAACAGUGUGGCACUGGAGGAGUACAAACACGUGCUGGGGGGCUCCAAACUCUCCUACACCGUCAAACCCAGCCGGCACCAGGAGGAAAGCGUCUUCUACGUGGAGGGACUCGCCUUCCCCGACGUCGACUUCUCCGGCCUGGUGGCUUUCCACGUCACGCUGCUGGAGAGCCCCGAGAAGGGGCUGCUGGAGACCCCCAUCUUCACCGACACCGUGGUUUUCCGCGUGGCUCCGUGGAUCAUGACCCCCAACACGCUGGCACCUCUGGAGGUCUUUGUCUGCAGCGUGGAUGACAACAAGGAUUUCGUGGCAGCCGUGAGGGCUGUGGCUGAGAAGGCCAAGUGCCCGCUCACCGUGUGCCCGCUGCCCGAGAACCGCCACGACCGCUGGAUCCAGGAUGAGGUUGAAUUUGGCUACGUUCAAGCCCCCCACAAGACCUUCCCCGUCGUCUUCGACUCUCCCCGGGACCGGGGGCUGAAGGAUUUCCCCAUCAAGAAAAUCCUGGGCCCUGAUUUUGGUUAUGUGGCCCGACAAGCUCCAGAGGGAGCUUCUGACCUUGAUUCUUUCGGGAAUUUGGAGGUGAGCCCCCCCGUGACGGUGAGGGGCAAGGAGUACCCCCUGGGCCGCAUCCUGAUCGGGAGCAGCUUCCCCAGAUUCGGUGGCCGGAGGAUGGCAAAGGCCGUCAAGGAUUUCCUCGUGGCCCAAAAAGUGCAGGCGCCCGUGGAGCUGUUCUCGGAUUGGCUCCAUGUCGGCCACGUGGAUGAGUUCCUCAGCUUUGUCCCUGCUCCUGAUAGGAAGGGAUUCCGUCUGCUCCUGGCCAGUCCCAGCGCCUGCUACCAGCUCCUCAAGGAGAAGCAAGAGGAGGGAUACGGAGAGGCUGUGAUGUUCCAGGGGCUGGAGGAGGUGCCCAAGCCGACGAUAAACGAGAUUCUGACCAAUGAAGGGCUCCGGAAAUUCAAUUGCUACGUCCAGAGCUGCAUCAGCUGGAACAGGGACAUCCUGAAGCGGGCACUGGGCCUGGCCGAGCCGGACAUCGUGGACAUCCCGCAGCUCUUCCACGGGGACGUGGCCUCUGGCGCCGAGGCCUUUUUCCCAGACAUGGUGAACAUGCUGGUGCUGGGCAGGCACCUGGGCAUCCCCAAGCCCUUCGGGCCCGUGGUGGGCGGGCAGUGCUGCCUGGAGCAGCGGGUGCGGGAGCUGCUCGAGCCCCUGGGCCUCACCUGCACCUUCAUCGACGACUAUUUCUCCUACCACGUCCUGUCUGGGGAGGUCCAUUGUGGCACCAACGUCCGCAGGAAGCCCUUCUCCUUCAAGUGGUGGCACGUGGUGCCUUGAGGUGGUUUCAGCACCAACCCUCCUCCUACUCCUCCUCCUCUUCCUCCUCCUCCUCCAAUCCCACCCCCACCCCUGCAAGUGCCUUCAGUGUUGGAAUUAAAAACGGGCUGUGGUUCCUUUGGA